Messenger RNA from Arachis duranensis, 514 nucleotides. RefSeq lists its product as uncharacterized. The coding region runs from base 147 to 464 and encodes 105 amino acids. The transcript is spliced from 2 exons. Lineage: Eukaryota; Viridiplantae; Streptophyta; Magnoliopsida; Fabales; Fabaceae. The record is from RefSeq and is a predicted model, not a curated record.
UUGUUACAUUUUUGUUGUUUAAAUUUUAACUGCAGGAACAAAUUGAAGUACUUAUGACUGAAAAUGAGAAAGAUGAAUCUGGACCAUCCACAAAUGAUGCUAUUGGCAAAGUAUUUGGGGAGGAGCAUUCUAAUAGAGUAUGAUGCAUGGGAAUGAGAGCAACACCUACUAAUACUUUCAGAAAUGCCAAUCACCCUAGCCAAUUAGCUAAUUCUUCAACUUCAAUGUCAUCUACUACCAAUUACUCCCAAGCUGAUUUUAGACAUUUGGAGUCUAAAUUUGAUGGGACAUUGACUGCAUUCAAGGCUUAUUUUCUCGCUAAAGAAGGAAGAAUUCCUGUUAAACUUACUAGUAUAUUUGACCAUGGAACUCAGGCUAAUGAUGUUGAGAACAAAACUAUUAUACCGCCAACAGGAAUAAUAUCAUCAGAUGGAAGCGAAGAAAAUCGUCAAGACAUUGUUUAGUAUUGCUUUAAAGAUUGAUUAGUUGUUUAUUGUUGCACAUUUGUUAGGGU